CAUCGUAUCGAGUUUUGAUCGCGGCGCGGAUUCAAAACUUUUAAUAGUUUAAUUCCGGGUAUUUGUGCUUGUUUUAAGUGUUGAAUGUGAUUGUGAUUGCUCGCUGAAUAUCUUUUGGAAAGUUUAGUGUCGAAUUGCGUCCAGUAAACACCAGUUUUCUUCUGUGAGAUUCUUCCUGUAGCCCAUAAUUACCGGCGAAAAAAAGUGUGACCACGCAAUCGCACACCUGUUGAGUUCGAGCAGGGACCGGUCAUCAACGCUGAAGAAAGUGAGCUGUUUUCAUCUUUUGAAAAAGCGAGCACUACACCAUUCAAACAAACAGGAAAACCAGAUAGAUUCGUGAUAGAAAAGAUUUGCCUCCCCAGUAGCAGCUUGAACUUGGCACGAUCAGGACUCACCUUAAAGAAAUUGGAUUGAAUUUUGGCGACACCACGUGGAUUUGCAUCAAAUGGAAGUGAAUGGAAUCCAGUUCGAUUCUGGCUCGGCCGAACUGAAUGAGAAAAUCUCCGAGUGGCUCCAGUGGGAUAAGAAUGAAAACACCCUGAACGAAAUCAAAUCGCUGGUAAAGGGCGCCGAAUGGAGCGCGCUGGGCGAACGUCUCCAGAAGCGGCUGGCCUUCGGAACGGCGGGGCUGCGCGGGGUCAUGCAGGCCGGAUUCAACGCGAUGAACGACCUGGUGGUGAUUCAGUCGGCCCAGGGCCUCUGCCAGUACUUGGCCGAAUGCUACCCGGCGGAAGCGGACCGAAAGCGGGGCAUCGUGCUGGGAUUCGACGGGCGGUACAACAGCAAGAGAUUCGCCGAGCUGAGCGCGUGCAUCUUCCUGGCGCAGGGUUUCUCCGUGUGGCUGUACGGCCGGACCGUGGCCACCCCGUUCGUGCCGUUCGCGGUGCGGGAACUGCGCUGCCUGGCCGGCAUCAUGGUGACUGCGUCGCACAACCCCAAGGAGGACAACGGCUACAAGGUGUACUGGACCAACAGUGCGCAGAUUAUUUCGCCCCACGACAAAAACAUCCAGGCCAGCAUCCUGCAGCAUUUGGUCCCCCUUGAAUCCUCCUGGGACCUGUCCGCGCUGGCGAGCUCCUCCGUUCGGGACCCGUACGACGAGAUGACCAAGCUGUACUUCGAGCAACUUUCCGCCAACGUCCCGCGCAGCUUCGUGACGGACUACAAUCGCAAGAGUCCGCUCCGAUUCGUGUACACCGCAAUGCAUGGCGUCGGCUAUCCGUUCGUAGAGCGAGGCUUCGAAACCGUUGGCCUACAGCCGGUAGUGGCCGUCAAGGAGCAGCGCGAUCCGGACCCGGAGUUUCCCACGGUAAAGUUCCCCAACCCGGAGGAGGGCAAAUCCGCCCUGGUGUUGUCGAUGAGGUUGGCGAACGAGCUGGGCAGCGAUGUGAUUUUGGCCAACGACCCGGACGCGGACCGGUUGGCGUGUGCGGAAAAGGACGGAAGCACUAACGAGUGGCGCGUGUUCAGCGGGAACGAGUUGGGUGCGCUGCUGGGUUGGUGGUCGAUUCGAUGCUAUCGCGAGCAGUUCCCGGAUGCCAGUUUGAGCGAUUGCUAUCUGCUGGCCAGUACGGUCAGCUCCAAAAUGUGCCGAUCGAUAGCGAGCAUCGACGGGUUGAACUUUGUCGAAACGUUGACCGGAUUCAAGUGGAUGGGUAACAAAUCUGUCGAACUAAUGGAAAGUGGAAAAACCGUUCUGUUUGCAUUCGAAGAGGCUAUCGGGUUCAUGUGCUCCCCCACAGUCCUGGACAAGGACGGCGUCAGUGCGGCGUGCCAGCUGGCCACGAUGGCUUGCUAUCUGCGUGCGACAGCCGGCCAAACUCUCUCAGACAAACUCAGUGAACUGUACGAAAUCUACGGCUAUCACUACACCAUCACGUCGUACCACUUUUGUUACGAUCCAGUGGUGAUCGAGCGGAUCUUCAACCGAAUCCGAAACCUAGAGGGUGACCAGUACCCGAAAGCGAUCGGCGUCGGAGGAAAGUACGCCAUCGAGUCGAUUCGCGAUCUGACCACCGGGUACGAUUCGAGUCAACCCGACGGGAAGGCGAUUCUGCCGUCGAGCAAGAGUUCCCAGAUGAUUACGUUUUCGUUCGAGAACGGUGCGGUCAUUACGCUGCGGACCAGUGGGACGGAGCCGAAGAUAAAGUACUACGCCGAGAUGUGUGCCAAACCGGGACAGCGCGACUGGAACGCCUCCCGAGCCACCCUUCGCACCAUGGUGGACGCCAUCGUGGAGGAGCUGCUCGAACCGGCCAAAAACAAUCUGACGCCCCGCUCGGAGUAGAUACCCAUGCACAGAAAAGGAAGGAAGUCGUUCGGUCUAGAAAGCAAAAAAAAAACGAUAGCAGACACGGGUAACCACAUCACAUUCUCAGUUUUUUAGGUUUAUUUUGUCGCGCUUACUCGCUCUCUCAAUCUCUUUUCUUUGUUUUUACUUUAAUUUUUCUGAUGAUCCUGACUUUAUUUGCCGUACUCUCUGUGUCUGAAAGUCUAGUGUUCUACACUUGUUACUAGAUUUUUUUUUUGUUUUAUUUUGCCAUUUUGGAUAGUUCUAAACACACACUGCAUGCACUUACUUAUACAUACUGAAAGAUCUACGCCGUGGCGAUUCCUCUAAGUUAUCUACAAAAUUGAUCUACAAUUUAGAGCACAUUUGUAACAUUGCGGUUAAUGUUACUCUCAAGUACUAUUAUCAACUAACCCAGUGAGGGGCUACACACACUCAGAUUUUGGUUUUUAUUGAUUGUGAGUCUCGAAUGCGUUGUUUUGUGAAAGUCUAAGCAUCUAAGAUUGUAGCAAAAUGUGGGGGAACAUCUUCGUCUUCGGGGCACAGAUACUUUCUACCAAGCUAGUUCUCUACGCUAUUUACCAUCUAAACUAGACCAGUUACGCUCUAGUUGGCUUUCUAAUGUGUAUUGUGUGUACAAUAUAACCUUCUUUUUUUCUGAGAUCGACGGUUUAAAUGCGUUGCAAAUUGUCUAGGACACGUUACAUAAUAAUCGAUUGUUGUAAAAUAUCUUUCGUGACAAGUAUGCUAAUAAACGUAGAAAUAAACUAAUUUGUGCGAACAAAAGGAACUAAA
Molecule: messenger RNA, 3088 nt
Organism: Culex quinquefasciatus (southern house mosquito)
Lineage: Eukaryota; Metazoa; Arthropoda; Insecta; Diptera; Culicidae
Gene: Pgm2a
Product: phosphoglucomutase-2
Exons: 9
Coding region: 449-2290 (613 amino acids)
Biological process (GO): purine ribonucleoside salvage; carbohydrate metabolic process
Molecular function (GO): magnesium ion binding; phosphopentomutase activity
Source: RefSeq, a predicted model, not a curated record